UCUCCGACUCACACGGACUUUGCCAGACUUCCAGGAGUUGGAGCGAGUGGUCGAAGACGGAGCGCCGACGACGCAAUCCGCGAAAAUGCAAAGGGUGCCGUCGUCUGCGCGCGGGCGUGUUUUCUCCCGCUGAGGGACGUCAAGGAGCGGCGAUGGUUUGCGCCUCUGGACCUUUUGGAGACCGCAGAGAACGGGCGCGUGCACUUUACGCUGCAAAGUUGUAAAAGUAGUUUCUCCCGCAGUUUUCCCCCUUUUUUGCCGUCCCCCGCUCGCACUCCGCGUCCCCCCGACCCGCACACCCGCCGCCGUCAUGGCGCAGCGGAGCGGGCGGAGAUCCGCGGCUUUGACGCCGAGCACGCGCGCUACUUUCCGGGAUAAACACGUCCAGCUCCGCGGGAGCUUGGCGGCGCUCUCGUGGAGCCUCGCUUUAAUGUGCUCGGCGCUGUCCUGUGGAUCCUGCGAGGCUGAAACGGAGUUCUCGAUCUUGGAGGAGGCGCAGGUCCUGGCCGAUCAGAUGAAGAAGCUGUCCUCGCAGGAGCUGGGAGUCUUCACAAUGCAGAGGAUUUUCAACUCGUUUGUGUACACGGAGAAGACAUCAAACGGAGAGACGGAAGUGCAGCAGCUGGCCAAGAAGAUUCGGGAGAAGUUCAACCGCUACCUGGACGUGGUGAACCGGAACAAGCAGGUGGUGGAGGCGUCGUACACGGCCCACCUGACCUCUCCACUCACUGCCAUACAGGACUGCUGCUCCAUACCGGCGUCCAUGAUGGAGUUUGAUGGAAACUUCAAUACCAACGUCUCCAAGACCAUCUGCUGCGACAGACUCUCCCCCACCGUCAACAGCCGCGCGUUCAACCCUGGACGAGACCUCAACUCAGUGUUGGCAGACAACCUAAAGUCCAACCCGGGAAUAAAGUGGCAGUACUUCAGCUCCGAGGAAGGCAUCUUCACCGUGUUCCCCGCACACAAGUUCCACUGCAAAGGAAGCUACGAGCACCGCAGCAGGCCCGUGUACGUGUCCGCCGUGCGUCCUCAGUCCAAACACAUUGUGGUCAUGGUCGACCACGGGGCGUCUGUAACCGACACCCAGCUUCAGAUUGCCAGGGACUCUGCACUAGUCAUCCUUAAUGCCAUCGAUGAACACGACAAGAUCUCGGUCCUGUCGGUGGCGGACACGGUCCGCUCCUGUUCCCUGGACCAGUGCUACAAGAGCUUGCUGUCUCCAGCCACCACUGAGACCAAGAGGAAGAUGAGCACCUUCAUCUCCAACAUCAAGGCUUCCGAUGGGGCCACACAGCACGCAGCGGGUUUCCAGAAAGCCUUCCAGCUCCUGCGGAACACCAGCAGCCUCAGCAGGCAGAGCAGCACGACGGACAUGAUGGUCAUCUACCUGUCGUCCGGCAUCACGUCCCGGGAGUCGUCGGAGCAGGAGAAGAAGGCAACGCUCAGCGUGGUGAGGGAGGAGAACCGGCACCUCAACAACUCGGUCAUGAUCCUCACCUACGCCCUCAUGAACGAGGGGGUGACGGGCCUGAAGGAGCUGGCCUUCCUGCGGGACCUGGCCGAGCAGAACUCGGUGAAAUACGGCGUGGACCGCGUGGCCGAGCGGGAGCGGGCCUCCAUGAUGUCGUCCGGGUCCGCCGGCGCCUCCGUGAUGCCGGUGGUGAAGGGGAGCAUGAUGGUGCUGAACCAGCUGAGCAACCUGGAGACCACGGUGGGCCGCUUCUACAUCAACCUGCCCAACCGCAUGAUCGACCUGGCGCGCUUCAGCCUGCCUUACUCCGACCCCAUGGGCGACGGGUUCAUCAUGACUGUGAGCCGGCCCUGCUACUUUGGAAACCUGCUGCUGGGCGUCGUUGGGGUGGACGUGAACCUGGCCUACAUCCUGGAGGACGUCACCUACUACCAAGACUCUCUGGCUUCAUACACCUUCCUCAUUGACAACAAAGGUUACACUCUGAUGCAUCCAUCGCUAACACGACCCUACCUGAUGACGGAGCCUCCGCUGCACACCGAUGUCAUCCACUACGAGAAUAUCCCAGGAUUCCCUGCUGUACGACACAACAUCCUCAACCUCCCUCUGGGCAGUCAGGUUAUUGCUGUUCCUGUCAACUCCUCUCUGUCCUGGCACACAAAUCGACUCCGGGACAACAGCAGAGAGGCGUAUAAUGUCAGCUACGCCUGGAAACUGGUUCAGGACACGUCCUUCAUCCUGUGCAUCGUGUACGUGCAGCCUGAAAUCCCAGUGAAACAGCUGAAGAACCUGAACACGGCUCCCAGCUCCAAGCUGCUCUACCAUCGCCUGGACCUGCUGGGUCAGCCCAGCUCCUGCCUGCACUUCAAGCAGCUCGCCACUGUUGAAUCCCCCACGGUGAUGCUUGCAGCCGGCAGCUUCUCGUCCCCGUACGAGCACCUCAGCCAGCCGGAGACCAAGCGCAUGGUGGAACACUACACCGCCUACCUGAGUGACAACACCAGACUCAUAGCCAACCCAGGCCUCAAGUCCUCUGUCAGGAACGAGGUUAUGGCGACCAGUCACGUCACGGAUGAGUGGAUGACACUAAUGGAAAUGAGUAGCCUCAACUGCUACAUUGUGCGCCGUUACAUAGCAACCCCCAGUGGGGUGCUCCGGAUUUACCCUGGAUCGCUGAUGGACAAAGCCUUCGACCCGACCCGCAGACAAUGGUACCAGCAUGCCGUGGCCAACCCCGGCCUCAUCACCUUCACCGGGCCCUACCUGGAUGUGGGAGGGGCCGGAUACGUGGUGACCAUCAGCCACACCAUCCACGCCUCCAGUUCUCAGAUGGCCCCUGGUUAUGCGGUGGCGGUGAUGGGUAUAGACUUCACCCUGCGCUACUUCUACAAAGUCCUGCUGGACCUGCUGCCCAUCUGCAACCAGGACAAAGGCAACAAGAUCAGGUGCUUUAUAAUGGAGGACAGAGGGUACCUCGUUGCCCACCCUACUCUGAUUGACCCCAAAGGCCAUGCUCCUGCAGAGCAACAACACAUUACACAUAAGGAGCCGCUGGUGGCUAAUGACAUCCUCAACCAUCCCAACUUUGUCAAGAAGAACCUUUGUAACAGCUUCAGCGACCGCACGGUGCAGCGCUUCUACAAGUUCAACACCAGCAUAGUGGGUGACCUCACUAACCUGGUCCAUGGCAGCCAUUGCUCCAAGUACCGUCUGACCAGAAUCCCAGGCACCAAUGCCUUCGCCGGUAUCGUGAACGAGACGUGCGACUCAUUGGCGUUCUGCGCCUGCAGCACCGUGGAUCGGCUCUGCCUCAACUGCCACAGGAUGGAGCAGAAUGAGUGCGAGUGUCCGUGUGAGUGCCCCCUGGAGGUCAACGAGUGCACCGGCAACCUCACCAACGCUGAGAACAGGAACCCUAGCUGUGAGGUGCAUCAGGAGCCAGUCAGUCUGAAUGUGAUCGAUCCCAGUCUGCACGACACCCUGCCCCAGUGCAUCAACACACGCUGUAGCCAGAGAUACACCAGCAGCGAUUGCUUUGGCGUGCUGGACUGCGAGUGGUGCAUGGUGGACAGUGACGGUAAGACGCACCUGGACAAGCCGUACUGUGCCCUGCAGAAGGAGUGCUUUGGCGGCAUCGUCGGAGCCAAGAGUCCCUACGCCGAUGGCCUGGGGCUUUUAGAUGAGGAGGUGGCGUCUCUGAACAUGAUCAAGAGUGCUCCCGUGGGUCCCGUUGCCGGGGGCAUUAUGGGAUGCAUUAUGGUGCUGGUGCUCGCGGUGUACGCGUACAGGCACCAGAUCCACAGGCGCUCCCACCAGCACAUGUCACCGCUGGCAGCACAGGAAAUGUCGGUGCGAAUGUCGAACCUGGACAAUGAACGGGACGACAGGGAUGAAGACAGCCACGAGGACAGAGGAAUCAUCAGUAACACGAGGUUUAUAGCGGCGAUGAUCGAGAGACACACUCACACGCCUGAGCGGAGGCGGCGCUACUGGGGUCGGUCCGGCACGGAGAGCGACCACGGAUACAGCACGAUGAGUCCCCAGGAGGACAGCGAGAACCCCCCGGGGAACAACGACCCGCUGUCAGCCGGCGUUGACGUGGGCAACCACGACGACGACCUGGAGCUGGACACGCCCCCGCAGACCGCGGCGCUGCUCAGCCACAAGUUCCACCCGUACCGGCACACGCACACGCACCACCACCCGCUGCACACGCACCACCUGCAGGCCGCGGUCACGGUGCACAGCGUGGACGCGGAGUGCUGAUGCUCGGUCCUCCUGCGGCGGAUGGGAGCCUGUGUUGAGUUAAGGACUAUUUACGAGUGUGCUCUGGUCACGUGGCGCAGUGGACACUGCCACGAUGGAGGGACGGCUCACGAUGCCACUGGGCCAUGGGACCUCCGCCAUGAAGGGAAUCUGUGUUUUAAUCGGAAUAUUACCCGUGUGGUUUCACUGUGCCAGUGUCUCCAUCUGAGUCCCUUCAGCCUCAUGUAUCAUCUGCUACGUGUGCACAGCUUCACACACACACACACUGAAAAUGGCCAAAUAGGAUUUUCAAUUGUUGUUCUGAAGGAAUCUGGCAUUCGGGACGAUUUGGGAGCGCUGGUUUUGGCUCAUUCUUUAAGCCAUGAUUACAGAGAGGACAUGACUGGAACCUAAAUGCCUUGCGAGAGGACAGACCUCAUUAUCACAUGGGAGUCUAGACACUUGAUUGAGCCAGCGGGUAGUCAAAUUGAAUUCAGAGUGGAUGUGGACCCUUCAUGUCAGGGCUCCAUCCCAACCUCCAGAAGUUGUUUCCUACUAAGCCCACUUGGGGUGAUGCGAUUAAAGCACUCCUCACGUUUGUGAAACCGAUGGAUGUCACGGAGGAUAAGCAGAAAUAACAGGAUGAUCUUAUGGAUUCUGUCACAGGUUUGUGGUCCCGUCGACCGAUGGACACUUUAAGUUAUGCCUUCAUCCAAAGGAGCAGCUACUGGCCUUAUACAAAACAGUUUGACAAGGUAUUUGGACAUUUUCGUGAAUGUCUACGAAGAACUACGAUGUAGGAAAACCUCCUCUGGGUCCGAUGAAUAGAGGAGAAUACAAAUAAAACAAGAUAUUAUUUUUCUACUAUUUAUUAUAAACAGAUGUACGAACCCAGUUCCUGCAAUGAGUGCUUUAUCUUUUGGGCUCAUGAUUUUUAGUUUUUUUAUUUUCUUCAAUGAUGUAUUUGAAGAUUGGUAAAACAACAGCAACUUACAGCUAUGUAGUGAGGUCCUUUCAAAGCAAGCGGGAAGUCACAAUCCCUUCAACUGCCAGGUGUUUUUCAGUGAAUAUCAGUUAAGUAAGAAACUAACAUGAUGAGCCUUAAUUACGUAUUUCUCAGUGUCAAUCUUUGGGAUGUAGCCCAUGUUGCUGCUUGUUUAAAGACCUGUAUCCCCCGGUUGUUUUGUACUCUUGUGGGCUCAAAAUGUUCUGGACAGGUCCUCCGUAUCAGGAGGCAGAACUUCUUCGCUCGCUGGCCUUUUUCAAGCUCCCUGGGGGUCGAGGAAGCAGGAACAAGAACUAACACCAGCAAAACAUUCCUGGUUUUAGUCGAGGCUGGGGAUUUGGUGUGUGAGAGGAUAAUUGGGGAACCUCACAGAAAUCCUGAGAGACUCACAGAGCGAGUGUUGUGCCGCCUGUGAAGGAAAUCUAGCAGAGAAUGUUGAUUUUUAUUUGUUUUCCUACAUUUUGCCAUGACCUGUUUGCCUGUGAGGCCAAGCUAAUGUUGUAUGUCGAGUACGUGAACGUUGUGUUUUAGAUUUUAUGCAGAACCAGUGGAAUUUCCAUUAAUGCCCAUGUUGGAGUCUCUGUCUUGUUAGAGAUUAAAAAGAGGAGAGAUGCUGCUGUUGUUGUACAGAGGCUACACAUCUGUUGCCUCCUCUGCGAUUAACCACUCAAAAUGUCUUUUUCACACAUUUCUGGUUUAUUUUAGUGUGUGUGUGUGUGUGUGUGUGUGUGUGUGUGUGUGUGUGUGUGUGUGUGUGUGUGUGUGUGUGUGUGUGUGUGUGUGUGUGUGUGUGUGUGUGUGUGUGUGU
Molecule: messenger RNA, 6033 nt
Organism: Betta splendens (Siamese fighting fish)
Lineage: Eukaryota; Metazoa; Chordata; Actinopteri; Anabantiformes; Osphronemidae
Gene: cachd1
Product: cache domain containing 1
Exons: 27
Coding region: 311-4240 (1309 amino acids)
Cellular component (GO): voltage-gated calcium channel complex
Molecular function (GO): voltage-gated calcium channel activity
Source: RefSeq, a predicted model, not a curated record